Messenger RNA from Notolabrus celidotus (New Zealand spotty), 1539 nucleotides. RefSeq names its product inhibitor of growth family, member 2 (gene ing2). Gene Ontology annotation, cellular component: nucleus. Gene Ontology annotation, biological process: positive regulation of DNA-templated transcription. The record is from RefSeq and is a predicted model, not a curated record. The transcript is spliced from 2 exons. Bases 155 to 1000 code for a protein of 281 amino acids. Lineage: Eukaryota; Metazoa; Chordata; Actinopteri; Labriformes; Labridae.
ACUCCCGCAUGCGCAGUGGCUGGAGUUUUGUUUGAAGUGAACUGCUGCCUGGGACUGCCCUACAAGCUGCAAAGUCGCCAAGCAUUUGAUUUGAACAGUAUAUUUGUCACAUUUCCUCCAUAUUGUUUGAGCGCCUCUAUGCAUCGCAGAGACGAUGUUAGGCCAUCACUAUCCGAACACCGACAAGUCGCAGCAACUGGUCAACUAUGUGGAGGAUUACCUGGAAUGUGUGGAGUCCCUGCCUUUGGACAUACAAAGAAAUGUUUCCCUGCUCCGAGAAAUCGAUGCAAAGUAUCAAGAGGUGCUGAAGGAGGUGGAUGAGGUCUUUGAGAAGUACAAAGGUGAGCAGGAUGCAGCUCAGAGGAAGCGUCUGCAGGUCCAGCUGCAGCGAGCACUUAUCAUCAGCCAGGAGCUCGGCGACGAGAAGAUCCACGUGGUGACCCAGAUGACGGAGCUGGUGGAGAACCGAUCCCGUCAGAUGGACUCGCACUCUCUGUGCAUGCAGGAGCUGAGCGAGGCUGAACGCCUCUCCACAGAGCGCCGCACCAGUAUCCAAGACUCUCCCGCUCCCGAACGCACCUCAGCUCGCCGUCCAAGACGACAGCGCAACAGCGAGAGCCGAGACUCUAACCACCCGUCUGCUAACGGCUCUCUGGUGGACGACCCCGUGGAGGAGCUGUCCAUCCCGCCUCCCCGAGAGAAGAAGUCCAAGUCUGCAAAGAAGAAGAAGCGUAAGGCCAAACAGGAGAGAGACGCCUCGCCGGUAGACUUCGCCAUCGACCCCAACGAGCCGACGUACUGUCUCUGUGAGCAGGUGUCGUACGGCGAGAUGAUCGGCUGCGACAACGACGGGUGCCCCAUCGAGUGGUUCCACUUCUCCUGCGUGGGGCUCACGUACAAACCCAAGGGGAAGUGGUUCUGCCCCAAAUGCAGGGGGGACAACGAAAAGACGAUGGACAAAAGCCUGGACAAAAACAGAAAGGAGCGCAGAUCCAGGUAGUGAUCCGCUCCGAGGGGUCAGACUGUCAGCCGUAGUGAAAACAGUUCUCGUGAAGUUAAAAGAGCACAAUCGAACUCUGUCAGUAGCAGCGCUUAUUAUUAAUCAAAGACCAGAUGUGAUUGCUGUGAUUGUUCCUGAGAAGCCUUCAGGGACUCCUACUGCUGCGAGAAUCAUCAGCUUCAAGCUGCCGUCCUCCUCAAGUGUUCUGCUUUCUGUGAGAUCUUUUAUUUCCACGCGAGGAAAGAAAACGAGCACGUCUUUUGAUUUCUCUGGAUGAGGUCCUAAUAAAAAUGAGAUUUUUUUUCCUCUUGAGUUUUCUUUGAAUGUUCUUUGAAAUCAGUGUCUGUCUCCGUGCAGUGGUGUUUCUAGAGAGCGAGCUACACAUGUUUACGUUUACAGAGAGAUGGUAUUUAAAGAGGAGAUGAUUGUUGAUGGGACACUGGAAUAAGACGUCAUUAUGUGGAUUCUUCUGUUCUCAAUGGUUCACUAUCACUAUUGUGUACAUUUCUUUUUAUAUUCAUUAAAACAAAGUAUAGUCA